CAACUUCCGUGUUUUACGAAUUUGAUAUUUUCAAAUUUGCAAAUAAUCUCCUGUUCAUUAAAGCCUUCAGUACCUUUGCUGAUUUUACACGAUCGAAUAUACUGGACUCUGUUAUUUGUAUGAAUAUAUAAGAAUGUCUAAUAAGUGGGAACACGGUUUGUUCAGCUGCUUCGAUGACCUCGGUAUCUGUAUCCUUGCCUACCUGGUCCCUUGCGUCAUCUUUAAACAGAACGCGGAAGAUAUGAAAGAAGGAGAGUGCUUAGUUGGUGGUUUCGUCUUGUUUUUUCCAAUCUUGGGCUGUUAUAAGGCGGUACGUAUUAGAGGCAAACUUAGAGAAGACAACCAAAUAGAGGGUUCAACGUGCUUGGACGUUCUUACCUUGUCAUUCUGUUUGCCUUGUGCUCUCACACAGGAGAUGAGAGAAAUCAAGGAUAAUCCGAAUAUUACGCCAAUAGCCAGAGAAUAGACAAAGGAAUCAGAUGUACAAUUACGUGAAGAUUUGAUGCUUGGUGAAUCCGUACUUUUUUUGGAUUCACCAAAAUGUUUUCUUAUGAGUAAAGAAGGACUCUAAAAAAUAAAUAAAAAAUAAAAAAAUAAAUAAAAAACUGCAAUAUUUUAUCUAUAAUGCAUAUUUAGUCAUAUGUUUUUCAUUUUCGUAGUAACCAUGCAAAAAUUAACUUUACUACCAGAGGCUCCAUAAAUGUUUAGGGAGGCCGAUGAUUCCAAAUAAAGUUCAUCACAAGUGUUA
Mya arenaria is the source of this 748-nucleotide messenger RNA. Its product is annotated as cornifelin homolog A-like. The record is from RefSeq and is a predicted model, not a curated record. NCBI's taxonomy places the organism in Eukaryota, Metazoa, Mollusca, Bivalvia, Myida, Myidae. The transcript has 3 exons. Bases 134 to 466 code for a protein of 110 amino acids.